This is a messenger RNA of Pelagomonas calceolata, 2173 nucleotides long. The record is from the annotation of a GenBank genome assembly. NCBI's taxonomy places the organism in Eukaryota, Pelagophyceae, Pelagomonadales, Pelagomonadaceae.
AAAAAUGUGAUUUCGGGCUCCGUCUCCGCUGAAAGCCUAUUACAGCCCAUUGAGCAUCGUGAAUGCAUUUCCAACGCAUCCGGCAGCACCUAUGAGUGGUCCCGCCAUAAAUCUCGAAGUGACGCCGGACGCCAGCGCCCCAGUGAGGGUUGUCAAGGCCCCGGCUGCACAAGAUAGGCAGGACAAGAAGCCCGCGGACGCGCCGAAGGCGUCAGCGCAGCCUAAGGCAGCCGCGCCGGCGCCCGCGGCCAAGGCAUCCGCGGCCAAGCCGCCCGCGGCCAAGGCGCCCGACGACAAGGCGCCGACGCCGGAGAAGGAAAAUAAACCGAAGCCGCGCCGCCGCGCCGGCUCGAAGGACGCCACGCGCCCGCGCUCCGCCUCCAAGGACGAGCAGCCCAAGAAGGAAGCAACAGAGACGCCGCGCCGCCGCGCCGGGUCCAUGGAGAAGAAGCCGCCGCGGCCCAAGAGCGAAAGGCCGUGCAAGUACUGGCGCAUGGGCAACUGCGAGAAGGGCGCCUCCUGCCAAUUCUCGCACGGCGCGCCGCCGUCGACGCGCAAGGGCCGCGGCAAGCGCGCGCCGGCGCCGGCGCCCGCUCCGGCAGAGGAGGCGCCCGCACCGGCACCGGCACCGACGCCGAAACCGCCGCGGCCGCCUCGACCGCCGCGCCCCGUGCCUACUCCCUCAGCACGCAGCGCCGCUUUGAAGGACGCGCCGGCCGCGGCGCCCAAGUUCCGCGAGAAGGAACCACGCCCGAGACGAGGCUCGAAGGAUGAGGCCGAGGAGAAGCCCCCUACUACGACAGCAAGGAAGAAGAAGGAACGAAAACCGCCGGCCGAGACGCCGUGCCGCUUCUGGGUUCAGGGCGACUGUCGAAGGGCGGAGGAGUGCCCCUACUUGCAUGAUCCCGCCAUCAAGGCGGGGCCGCCGACGCCGUCGGCGCGGGCGCAGGCCAUGAAGGCGGCACCGUGUGCGUCGCCCAAUCUCCUGAAGUCGAAGAAAAAAGAAAAACCACCGAUUUCUCCCGAGAAAUUAUUGAAGCAGGACCGACAACGGGCGGCGAAGGCGGCCAAGCACGCGCUGGAGGCCGAGGCGAAGCGCAAGGAAGCGGCCAUGACGCCCGAAGAGAGAAGGGCCAAGAUGGUCGCCGAGGCGAAACGGCUGGGGGAGGAAAGAAGGCGGAAGGUCGCCGAAGAGGAGGCGCGGGUCGAGGCGGCGAAGGAGGCGCAACGCUUGAGCAUUGCGGCGAAGCGGAAGGAACAGGCGGCUUUGGAUGCCGAUGCCGUGACUGCCGCGCGCGUCGCGCGGGAGUGUGCGGCGUUUCUGCGGACGGAGGAGGCCAAAAAGCGAGGGGCAGAACGGAACCAAUCGCUGCGGGAGAGCGAGCAGGCCGCUCGCGGCGCGGCAGUGGACAGCGUGCGGAACGACCCGCGGUCGAACGCGCCGCAAGCGGCGACGCGCAUGAUCGGGGCCGGCGUUUCUGGUGAUGUCCGGGGCGCGGUGCGCGCGGCGCAGAAGCCGGCGGAGCGCGUUAAAGGAGGGGCUCAUGACCUGGACCCGCGGUACGGCGGCGGCUCUGGUGGUUUCCGCGGCUCCGGCGGCGGCUUUGGGUCUCGCGGGGGCGGCUACGGAGGCCGCGACCGCGGGGGCUCGUAUGGCGACCGAGGCGGCUACGGCGGCGACCGCGGCGGUUACGGCGGCUCAUCCUACGGCGGGCGCGACCGAGGCGGGUCCUACGGCGACCGGGGGGGCUACGGUGGCGGUGACCGGGGCUCGUAUGGCGGCGGCGACCGAGGCGGCUACGGCGGCGGCGACCGCGGCGGCGGCUUCGGAGGCGACCGCGGCGGCGGCUUCGGAGGCGGCCGCGAGCGCGGCGGCUCGUUUGGAGCGCGCGACCGCGGCCCGCCAGCAGGCGGGCGGCGCGAUCUACCAGGCGGAGGACGCGAUCUAGCACACCAGCCGCCGCCACCGCCGCGCCCGCCGACGCCGCCGAGUCCUGAGAUGGACAAGGAAGAGCUGAAGAAGAUCUUCGCCGACGUCGACGCGCCGCGCAAGAAGCCCGCCGAGGCGGACAUCUUCGGCCGCGCCGCGUCGUGGGGCGAGGACUCGGACUAGAACAUCUGUGCCGCCCCCCUCCCUCGAUUUUAUCUUCCCCCUAAAAUGCACAUUUAUUGA